Podarcis lilfordi (Lilford's wall lizard) is the source of this 14727-nucleotide messenger RNA. The record is from the annotation of a GenBank genome assembly. Lineage: Eukaryota; Metazoa; Chordata; Lepidosauria; Squamata; Lacertidae.
CCUAUAUAUAGAAAUGAGCAAACCAGUGAUACUUUAGGGAGCAGGCGGGGCCCAUUACAUACAUCACAGGAGCCUACACAACACAAAACACUGUUACUGUAUGUAGGUUUUAUUUUAUUUGUUUUUUAUCUUAUAUUUUGGAAAUGUACAUCCAGGGUUUUUUUCCUUUAAAUUUUUAGGCGACCCCAAAAGAGUGGGGCCCUAAGCUAUAGCAUGUUCCGUUUAUACGUAAAUCUGGCACUGCUCCUAUGGCCUUAACCUAUAUUAAUAGGUAUGUCUCGGGUCAGCCUCUUGAGGAACCGUAAUCCGGUUCCCUCCAGCCGCGUUCUUUCUUGAGAGAACCGCCUCGGCUCCUUUAAUAAUCUCCCCUCGAGAACCAGAACCCUGCGAGACGUGUAUGUGUUCGGUGUUUGUGCGGGGGAAAGCAGCAAAACGUUCUGUCAGAACGAGCGAAGGAACUCCGCGCCAUCUUCGCUCCAUUUCCCUCCCUCGCGCCGCCGCAACGUUAUUCCCGCCAAGAGAGCGGCGGGACCGGGGGGGGGGGCGCCCGGCCGCCAUUUUGUUUCGCCGACGGACGAUGCUGCGAAACCUCCGCCGGGCAGCCACGGCCUCUCUGCUGGCGCUCCUGGGGCUGCUCAACACGCCCAGAAACGCCACGUCUCUCUUGUCCAUGGAGGGUGAGCCCGGCUUUCUCUCCCUCCGGCCGCCCUUCCCACGUUCUCCGCGCGCUGCGCUCGAGCCGCCAAAAAAGACAGGGGUGGAACUGCGCGUGCGCGUGGGAGGCAGCGAAGGAAGGAGGGGCGGGGAUUUCCUCGGAAAGUCCCUGAGAGGACUGGGAAUUGCUCCCAAAUCGAGCGGGCGGGCGAGGCCUGUGGAUCCGCCGUGAGGAGGAUCUGGCGGCGGCAUUGGGGUCCCCGUGGAAGGACCCAUCGCGGCCUCAGGAACCGGAGAAAUGUGAUUGUUAUCCCCAACCCCAACAAAUGUUCUCUUUCCAGCAAGCUGUCGCUGGGCGGCUCGAAACGGAGGGGUGUUUUUUAUAUUAUUAUUAUUAUUAUUAUUAUUAUUAUUAUUAUUAUUAUUAUUAUUAUUAUUAGUGUUUUAAUAUUAUUAUUAUUAUUAUUAUUAUUAGUGUUUUUAUAUUAUUAUUUUAUCAUCAUCAUCUUAAAAACCAUAAAAUAAUACAUCUUGGGCUCCCAUCUCAUUAAAAGGAAGGGAUACAACAACUGGAAAGGCUAAAAUGUGUAUACAUCAAGCAUUCCAAAUUAUGUUACCCACCCCAAACACAGGAAGGUGCUUGCGUGUAAACUUUAUUGCGUGAGGAACUCCAGAGGUCUGCAAGUUGGGUUUCUGCUUCGGCUUUUGUAGCAUAAAAAGGCCAAAACUAUUGUGUAAGGAACGCCAGAGUGGCUAGUUAGGUCUGCAAGUUGUUUUUUUAUUUUUGUAUUAUAAGUAGGCCAGAACUAUUGUGUGAGGAACUCCAGAGUGGAUUGUUAGGUCUGUAAGUUGAUUUGUUUUUGUUUGUUUUUGUAUUAUUAAAAAGAUCAAAACUAGGAUAUUUAUGGUAACUUGUUUCCCAGUAUGUGCAACAGAGUGUUUAAAUCCUGUUCAACACCUUGUGAAAUCUGUGUCAGCCUGAGAUAGAUUUCACAGCAGAGUAGAAAGGGUAGCAACAAAGAGGUUGGCUGGGUGGUAGAAGGUCUGUCUGAAACGAGGCAGCAACCUUCGAGGCUGAUUUGUUUUGGGGGGCAUAAACCUUCAAUGGUCAGUGUGUAGUUAAAUCAGAUUUGGGAAAGCAGGGUAUAAAUAAUAAAUAAUUAUUAUUCCUUGGAAAUUGAAGUCCCCUCCUUCCUAAAGUGCUUCCAUGGAGGAUGCUAUUGCCUAAUAGACACAGUGACUACUCUGGAGUAUUUGCUUCCAAGUUAAAAUAGUGCUCUAGAUUUGGCAGCUCAUAAGUGGCAUUCAUUCUUUAGGCUUCAUCCCUCUGCAACGUUACCUUGGAGUAAGCCCUACUGAAGCAUGGAACAUUGGCUUCUUGUGAACCAUGUCCCAGAGAGUAGCUGUGUUAGUCUCUUCCAGCAGCAAGGACAACGGAUCUUGUGGCAGCUUUUUAAAAAAACACCUUUAUUGUGGCAGAAACUUUCACGGACUAAAAAUCACUUCAAUGGAUGCAUGGAGUGUUAUGAGGGGCAGAAGGAAGGGUAGAAUUUUAAUAAUAAUAAUAAUGGCAUUUAAAGAUUAUUUAGAAAAUCUGGAAGGGGCAGUAGUUAUGGUUAAGACCAGGCAUCCCCAAACUUUGUCCUCCAGAUGUUUUGGGACUAUAACUCCCAUCAUCCCUAGCUAACAGGACCAGUGGUCAGGGAUGAUGGGAAUUGUAGUCCCAAAACGUCUGGAGGGCUAAGUUUGGGGAUGCCUGUAAGACCAUCAUCCUUUGUGGACUAACCUCCAAUCUUCAGAGUUUGGGUGAACAUGUUGGCAAACCCUUUGCUCUAGUAGUGAUGUUAAUUGAUGCCAGAUCAGUUCAAAUAAGUCAUCUGUUUUCCAUGGGGGUGCCCAAGGUGACAUAUAUUACUGAGACCCAGGUGGGUUAGCUGAGCAGACCAUAUUUAUCCUAGCUUUGUCCCCCAGGGUACUUGGUUCAGAACCAGGCCAGGUCAGACGGGAGGGGAGAGAUGCUGCUGACCAUGAAAAUUCCAUUGUCCUCACCAGGAAGCCAGUGUGCUCUGUAACUGAUAAGAGGGUUUGUUCCUGGAUUUGGGCCCUUGAGAUAGAAUAAGAUACUACUGAUGUACUGCCCAUCCCGCUGCCCAGCAGUCUUUUUAGCUGAGGUGGUCUCAGAGGUCAUGUUGGAGAACAUUUCACUGUUGCGUUGGAAGACUUCAGUGUCCAUGCUGAAGCUGCAUUUACUGGGCCCACGGAGGAUUUCAUGACCUCCAUGACAACCAUGGGGUUUCUCAGUACAUCAAGGUUCAACUCACGUUGUGGGGCAUACCCCAGAUCUGAUUUUUGCGACAGAAGGUAUUGUGGAUUUGUGGUGAACUGUUUAUCACGGAUGAAUACUUUUUUGGUGUGCUUUGGAUUGGUAGCAGCAAGAUCCCCCUGUAAGGGUGGGGGGUUAAGAUGGUCCACCCCUGAAGACUUAUGGAAUCCAAAGGAUUCCUGAAUGCUUCGUGGGAUUUUCUGACUCACACGGUUAGUGCUGCUGUUGAAGCCCUGGUUGGCCACAGGUUUUCAUAGUCUGGUUAUUUCCAAGUAGGGCUAUUGUAAUGUGCCCUACAUGCCUUUGAAAAUGGUCUGGAAGUUGCAACUGGUGCAGAAUGCUGAUGCCAGAGUUCUAGCUGAAUGCCCCAGGGUAUCCUCUAACAUAAAUUCUGAAACAAUUGCACUGCUUGUCUAUUGUCUUCCAGGCCUAAUUUAAGCUGUACAAAUUAAAAAGUUAACCUGAAUGCCCUAGGCUCCAAGUAUCUGAAAGUGUGCCUCCUCCCAUACUGACCUGCAUGAAUUUUAAAAUCUACGUGGGAAGCCCUGAGGCUUAUGGAAUAGGGGUCUGUGGACCAUCUUUCUCUGCAGUGGCUGCUCUUCUUUGGAACAGUCUCUCCUUUAGUAGUGGUAUGGAACCUUUGAAAUUAUAUUGUUGCUGAUGGUUUCAUUUGUUACUGAGUUCCGUAUAUUGUUUUAGAGUGUUUCAAUUUCAAUUUUUAACUUUUGGUUUGGAUUGUGUAUAUUUCCAACCUAGGACCUUUGGGUAAUAACAUAAAUAAUUACGACACAGUCCAGUCAUUGUUCAUAGUGUUUCAUCAUCUGAAGCAUGUGUCAAAAUUCUGGUGGGCUCCACAAUGUCAGAGUGGGCAUUUAAGGAUAAUCACGUUGAUGGCCCUAGACUCCUUGCCAUUCCUCAGUGAGACCAGGACCUCAACAGGGGUGUCAGACAUGCCAAUCAGAAAAUCCCAUACAGCAGGGGACCCCAGACUGUGGCCAAUGGACCAUGAAUGAGAUGAGCACUGUCUGUGAACAGUGGGUGCAAAGACUGUGUCAUCAUUCUUAGAACCCAGGGAUCCAGUCUGGCCACAAGGUGAGCUGGAAGUGGACCAGAAGUAAUGAGAGGAAGACACUUGGAAAGGGUUCUAAGGAAUACCAAUUGUAAUACAGUGGUGCCCCGCAAGACGAAUGCCUCGCAAGACGAAAAACUCGCUAGACGAUAGAGUUUUCCGUUUUUUGAGUCGUUCCGCAAGACGAAUUUCCCUAUGGGCUUGCUUCGCAAGUUCUUGCGAGUUCUUGCGAGUUUGUUUCCUUUUUCUUAAAGCCGCUAAGCCGUUAAUAGCCGCUAAGCCGCUAAUAGCCGUGCUUUGCAAGACGAAAAAACCGCAAGACGAAGAGACUCGCGGAACGGAUUAAUUUCGUCUUGCGAGGCACCACUGUGCAAUACAAUGAAGUACAGUAUAUGAGAAAAGAAUCAAGGAAAGUGCAGUUAAAAAUCAUACAGCAUUUAGCAAAUUGCAUCACAUUUACAACAACAGGCAGAAAAAAAUAUGUGGUCCACUAAGACCUUCAGCAACUUUCAAGUGGUCUGGGGUGAGAGGUUUGGGAACCAAUGCCCUAAAGAAUUCCUUAUCAUCUGUAAAUUUCUUAACCUGCCCCUCACCUUUACAGGGGGGAACCAUCACUGCCAGACCUAACUCACCAAGAAAUGGUGUCUAUCUUUAUUAUUUAUUUAAGACAUUUAUAUACUAUUUAAUUAUUUGCAUUUCUAAAUGGUAUAUAUAAAGACCAGCCACAGAAAAUGGGUCCAGAGGGUGGGUGCAUAACAAAGGUGCUAACACCUCCAACCACAGAGACAAAACCAGUCCACUCUGUGGCAAAAACCAGAUUGUGAUCCACAACGUGUGUCAAAGGGGUAAGUGAUUCAAAAGUUUACAGUCUUGCAUAAACUCUCUCCAGAGACAGAAGCGCUAUGGCAAACUGGUCGGUUUAUACAAUGACCCUUUAGAUCUACUUUUAAGUUUGUUUUGAUCGAUGGAUUGGUGUGUAUUAACAGAACAUUUACAUUCAUGGCAUCUCAUCAGUAUAUCUGUGUUUUGAUUUCUAGACUGCGGAACAAGGCCUCUUAUGGAUGAGAAAAAAACAGAGUCUCGGAUUAUAGGUGGACAUGAUGCCAUGGUUGGAUCUUGGCCAUGGCAAGUUAGCCUUCAGCAUUAUACCAUUGGCCUAGGAUAUUUCCAUCUGUGUGGUGGAAGUUUAAUUACAAACAACACGGUGUUGACAGCAGCACACUGCGUUAAAAAAAAUAGGCAUGUAUCUAUUCUAAAGUGUGAGAAAGGUGUACUGAUUUUUUUUUAAGCACUUGGUGAAUAUUCAGAAUUCAUGGGAGUGGGGACAUAUUUCAAGGAGGAGUGGGAGAGGAAAUGAGACACUGGGACUUCAGGAAUACAUUUCUCCUCUCAUCCUCCCCAAAUCUUUUCCCACCCAACAACAUAGAAGUAAAUGACUGGAUGUUUCCUUUUUUAAUACUAUAUAGUUUGGUAGUUAAAACAGUGUGACAAAGUAAAUUUUUCAUCUCCUGGUACUCUUCCCCUCUGCUCCCCUUGCACUUAUCAGAAGCCUCUCAGGUCUGAAAGGUGAAGAGGGAAAUGGAAGCAGGGAGGGGAAGAAUUAUGAGAUUAUUUCAGUUGUGUGCACUUCUCCUUUAUUAAAGUAGGGUUACAGUUUCAAGCAUAAGUUCAUGUUUCAAGAAACUCAUUGCACGGAAUACAAUCUAAUCUAUUUUAGGGUACGCAAGUACGGAGGGCACUAAUGUCCUCCCAUUUCCAAAUUACAGUAUGCUGAGGUGUUUUUUCCCCUACUUUGGCAGCAGGCAUACAUGCUGAUUCCGCAAAGUGUAGAUGCAACUGCACUCAAGCUUCAAAAUAUGCUUGUCAUGGAGCAUGGGUUAUCAGCUACUCUUUUGUAGCUGACACAUGCCCAAAAUCUUGGUGUAGAAUUAUUUUUUGCAGUUCUUCAGCUUCUAACCUUAGUAUUUGUAACUCUGUGGGGAGUCAUCAUUAUUCUUACUCUGGUUUUCAGGGGUGGAGAUUUUCUUUAAUUCUAAAUAUAUAGGUUAGAAUUCAACAUCACAGAGAUUUGACUGUUCUGUUAGUAGAAGUAUUUCUGCAUGCCGGAAGGAGCAAUAUCCCAUAUCCUCUUCCCACAUGCUGUUCUGGAGAUUUUUCUGAGCUUCCAGACUGGGAGGAGCUCCCUUACACUUACAUUUUUGCACUGGCUUCCGCUAGUGCUCCGAGUUACUUGAAUCCAACUUGUAGCUUCCAUCUUUAUUUUAUUUAUAGACUAUCUUCUAUUUAGAUAAUUUCAUUAUGGUUCACAGUAGAGUUAUUAAGACCAAUACAUUAAAGCAAUAAAUAACAGCAGUGCCCAAAAAACCAAACAAAAACAGAGCUAGCUAAUACAAAUGAUCGGAGAGAACCAUUUUUCAACAAGCCCCAUGAGCACAUCUCUAUUGGUGCUUGUCUUAUUUCAGAGCUGUGGUGAGUCCAUAGGGUCAAUGGCACAACAGGGGGAAAAUCCCGUACUUAAAGCAAGACGGACCUUAGCAGAUGACAGUUUGGCUAGGAAGGCCUUGCCUGCAGAUCUCGGUGACCUGGAGAUUCACAUUGGAGAAGGGAUAAUUGUUAUCAUAAGACCAGUCCAGAGGCAGAGACAGGCAGACAACUUAUAAAGUUGCUGUGCUUAUUGAUAAGUCCAUCAUGAUAAGAUUUUUGGGGAGUUGUGUGUAAAUGGAAUUGUUGUGGCAUGUUUCAAGGCUGCUUUGAUCAAUGUGAGGCCCAUCAGCUUAGAUGAUUUUAAAAGUGCAUGAGACAAAUUUAUGGAGGAUAUGUCUGUCAAUUGUGAAUAGUCAUACUGAGCAUGGCUCAUGCUGCUUCCAGAUGCAGAGGCACUAUACCCGAGUACCAAUUGCUGAGCAGCAACUGUAGGUUCUGCUUGUGAGCUUCCUACAGGGAACCAUCUGAUUGGCUGUUAAAGGACAUGAUUUGGUUUGAUCUAGCAGGAUUCCUCUUAUGCAUAUAUGCUUUUACUGGUUAUAUUACUAUUACUGCAGAAACCUUUGUCAUUCCCUCACCAUUUGACUCUGGCACCAUGCUUGCUAGUUUUACACCACGCUUGAAGUAACUAUUCUAAAAUAGUUACUGACUCUGUUUUUUAUUUUAUUCUGUCCUAGGAACGCAGCCUUUUGGAGGGCUGUCAUCGCCGUGCAUCAUCUUCAUGCACACAACUAUUAUACUCGAAAGCGCCGGGUCAGUACAAUCACGGUCCAUUCUGAUUAUGAUUCAGAAAGCUAUGAAAAUGAUAUUGCCUUGUUUACGCUAAUAAAACAUGUAAAAUAUAAUAAUUAUAUUCAGCCCGUCUGCAUACCUGAAAAUGAUACUAUUGACAUGUACCCAUGUUACAUAGCUGGCUGGGGAAACACAAAGGAGAAAGGUAAAUCUUCUACUUUUCCUUUAAACUAAACUAUUGUUAAGAGUGAGAAUUAGUUAUUUCAAAAAGCUUCUUUGCCAUUUGAUGGUGUAUUACACAGAGGUAAACCUGGGUUUGGUUUGCCCGUUAGUGUACACAAGGAAUUUCUGAUAGUCGUGAUGAUUAAUUUGGUUUUCAUACCCUUUCUUUAUAUUUUUUAAUGUACAAUUAAAGUUUUUAAAUAUUUAAUGUAAUUGUGAAAUGUUUCUUGCUCAUCACCUUUCCUGGGCACUGAACUGUAAAACAGGUGUUCAGGAAGUGUUAUCAAUAUUAGCAGCCCUAACCCUGAGUCAGUUUUUCUGUCAGCAGUAAUGAUGCAAAAUUUUAAUCUUGUGUGCAGAAUAUUUACUAGCUAACCAUAAGCAAACUGGGCAGAUUUCUUCAGAAGUAUUUGCUCUUUUAAUCCAGAAAAAGGAGUGUCAUUUGUUGAGUCUAUAAAUUCUUUAGCUGUGUUUAUGUUUUUAAACUCUAUACAGUGGUACCUCGGGUUAAGUACUUAAUUCGUUCUGGAGGUCCGUUCUUAACCUGAAACUGUUCUUAACCUGAAGCACCACUUUAGCUAAUGGGGCCUCCUGCUGCUGCGCGCCGCCGGAGCACAAUUUCUGUUCUCAUCCUGAAGCAAAGUUCUUAACCCGAGGUACUAUUUCUGGGUUAGCGGAGUCUGUAACCUGAAGCGUAUGUAACCCGAGGUACCACUGUAUUAAUCAAGAUAAAAAUAUUUAACAGCUUAUAAUCAAGGUCAGAAAACACAAAAUAAAAAUUCACUCUGUGAGCACUAAGAAAAGCUGGAUUCUGCAAGGUCUGCAGACACACCCUCCAGAUUUUGCUGAACUGCAACUCCCAUUGGCCCUAGCCAGGAUGGCCAGUGGCAGGGGAGGAUGGAAGUUGUAGUUCAUCAUCUGGCUGGCCAAAGGUUCUUUGUAUAUGAUCUAUUGCUUAGACAAAAUAUUUGUCAUGCUUUCUGCAUUUAUCAUAUGAGGGCAGUAUAUGUACUUGUGUCUUGAACCUGCCAUGUAUUCGUCUCUAUCAUACUUUUCAGAAAUACGGUAAGCACUCAGAAAGUCACUUCUCUGCUUUUUCAAAACUUGCCUGAGAUUUGUGCACUUGAGAAAACUAUACUUUAAUUUUUAAGUUAUUUGAUCUAGUCUACAAAGUCUAGUCUAUCUUUUGUUAUGACUCAUAGCUGAUGCAGGCAUACCGAAUUGGGUAAGCCACUGGGUUAUAUUUAAAUGUAUUAACCAAACCCAGCAGACUCUUAUGUACUGAUAACCUAAUGCACUUUAUUUCAAUUCAACCUUGCUGGAUGGGGAACACUGAAGGGCUGGUUUUAAUUAAUUAAUACCUCAAACCUUGAACCAAUAACAAACAAGUUCAAUAACACCUGAAAUCAUAGAAUAAUUAAGAAGAAAACAAAAUAUUGUAAUUAAAACAUAGGCACCCAAAUCUCAAUGUUGAGCAUACACAGCUCCAUAUAUACCUGGGGCCUGCGAUGGCUAGCAAACAGAAUUCAUUACAAGUUCAGUAAGGAUUUGUGAGCCUUAUUCUGAAAACGAAGGUAGGUUUCAUAGACCUACUUGGGAAAUACAAACCUGGUUUAUUAAGUUUAAGAGUUAGACUGGCUUAAGCGGUUACCCAGCCACGUUGCAUACCUGAGAACCUUGUUUCAGAAUGUUAAACGCAUUCUUCCAGCAGUUUUUUGUGCUUUCCUUUCAGGUGGUGGCAAAUUAAUAUUACAAGAAGCUCAGGUAGACGUUUUUCCGCUGAGAUUAUGCAAUAGAUAUGACUCGUAUGCAGGGAGAUUAACAGAAAACAUGGUUUGUGCUGGCUCUCUGACUGGACGUGUUGAUAGCUGCCAGGUAAAAUGGAGAAUAUACAAUAAGUAGUCAAAACAUUCUGUCAUGUAGUUGCUUGACUAAUAUAUCAAAGCAAUGUAUCAAAGUCACUGGUAAAUGAGGGGGAAAUGAAUCAUUUUUUUUAUUUUAUUUUUUUAUAAUGAUAUUUAUUAAGGUUUCAAUAAAAGAUUAAACAGAAAAACACAAAAAAGAAAUACACAGUUCAAAAAUGCACAACACACAGUCCAAAAAAAACAAACAAAAAAAACAACAACAGAAGACAAAAAGAAAAAAGAACAAUUAAAAACAAUAUCACCUUUUCAUUUCCAUCUUUAAAUUUACUUAUUUUCUGGACCUCCUCGUACCUCCCUCUUUUGUAUUCCAGUUCAAAUUGUUUGUCCAGCAAUUUCUUUCCCUCUUUUUUAAUCCCAAUCUUUAAUCUUAAUAUAAUAUAACAUUAAAAUUUUACCUUUUAAAAACCAAAUUUCCCUUUCCUUAAGAUUCUUUAAUCCUAAUCCUUAAUCUUAGUCUGUCUAUAACUUUAAAUUCUGUACAGCUGGAAACCACUUAUUUUCAAUCCAACAUCACUCUAACAUUCUUUAAUUUUGCAAUGUUUCUGCAGAUAAUCUUUGAAUUUCUUCCAAUCUUCCUCCACCAACUCUUCUCCCUGGUCACGGAUUCUACCAGUCAUUUCCGCUAGUUCCAUAUAGUCCAUCAGUUUCAUCUGCCAUUCCUCCGGUGUGGGUAGUUCUUGUGUCUUCCAAUACUUUGCAAUGAGUAUUCUUGCUGCUGUUGUUGCAUACAUAAAGAAAGUUCUAUCCUUUUUUAUCACCAUUUGGCCGACUAUGCCCAGGAGAAAGGCCUCUGGUUUCUUGGGGAUGGUAUAUUUGAAUACCUUUUUCAAUUCAUUAUAUAUCAUUUCCCAGAAAGCCUUAAUCUUUGGGCACGUCCACCAAAGGUGAAAAAAUGUACCUUCAGUUUCUUUACAUUCCAAACAUUUAUUAUCGGGCAAAUGAUAGAUUUUUGCAAGCUUGACUGGGGUUAUGUACUACCUGUAUAUCAUUUUCAUAAUAUUCUCUCUUAAGGCAUUACAUGCCGUAAAUUUCAUACCUGUGGUCCAUAACUGUUCCCAGUCAGCAAACAUAAUAUUAUGUCCAACAUCUUGUGCCCAUUUAAUCAUAGCCGAUUUUACCGUUUCAUCCUGAGUGUUCCAUUUCAGCAGCAAAUUAUACAUUCUUGACAAAUUCUUAGUUUUGGGUUCUAACAGCUCAGUUUCUAAUUUUGAUUUUUCCACCUGGAAGCCAAUUUUCUUGUCCAAUUUAAAUGCCUCCAUUCUCUGAAAAUAAUGAAGCCAGUCUUGCACUUUGUUUUUUAGUUUUUCAAAGCUCUGCAAUUUCAGUCUAUCUCCAUCUUGUUCCAAAAUUUCCCAAUAUUUCGGCCAUUUGACCUCCAUAUUGAGCUUUUUCAAGGCUUUCGCUUCCAUUGGUGACAGCCACCUUGGAGUUUUGUUUUCUAACAAAUCCUUAUAUCUUAUCCAAACAUUAAACAGCGCUUUCCUGACAAUGUGGUUUUUAAAUGCUUUAUGUGCUUUGACCUUAUCAUACCAUAGAUAUGCAUGCCAUCCAAAUACAUUGUUAAAACCUUCUAGGUCCAAAAUGUCAGUGUUUUCAAGAAGUAGCCAUUCUUUCAACCAGCAAAAAGCUGCUGAUUCAUAGUAAAGUUUAAGGUCUGGCAGGGCAAAUCCACCUCUUUCCUUUGCAUCCGUUAGUAUUUUAAAUUUUAUUCUGGGCUUCUUGCCCUGCCAGACAAAUCUAGAAAUAUCUUUCUGCCACCUCUUGAAACAAUCCAUUUUGUCCACAAUUUGCAAAGUUUGAAACAAAAACAACAUUCUAGGCAAUACAUUCAUUUUUAUCGCAGCAAUACAGCCCAGCAGUGAAAGCUUCAAAUUUGACCAAAUUUCUAAAUCUUUUUUCACUUCAGCCCAACAUUUUUCAUAGUUGUCUUUAAAUAAAUUCCCAUUUUUUGCUGUCAUGUUAAUCCCCAGGUAUUUAACUUUCUUAACCACUGUUAAACCUGUCUCAUUCUGAAACCUCUCUCUUUCAAUCGGUGUUAAAUUUUUCUCUAAAACCUUAGUUUUUGACUUGUUCAAUUUAAAUCCUGCCACUUGACCAAAUUCUUGAAUCAGUUCUAAAACCCUUUUAGUACUAGAUUCUGGCUCCUGUAACGUCAAUACUAAGUCAUCUGCAAAUGCUCUCAAUUUGUACUGUAUAGUUCCGACCUGCAUACCUUUAACCAACCGGUCCCUUCUAAUCAUAUUCAGCAAAACCUCCAGGACCGAAAUAAAAAGAAGUGGGGAAAUUGGGCAACCUUGUCGUGUCCCUUUUUCAAUUUUAAGUUCUUCCGUCACAACAUUAUUUACAAUUAAUUUAGCCUUUUGUUCUGAAUAAAUUGCACUUAUACCAUUCUCAAAACCUUGGCCUACCCCCAUGCCCUGUAGAUUCUUCUUCAUAAAGUUCCAAGAAAUGUUGUCAAAGGCUUUUUCCGCGUCCACAAAUAUCAAAACUGCUUUAGUGUUUAUGUUCACUUCUAAUUUUUCCAGAAUAUCAAUUAUAUUCCUCAAAUUGUCAGACAUGUGUCUUCCUGGGAGAAAGCCCGCUUGGUCUUUGUGAAUCUCUUCCAUCAACACUUUUUUAAAUCUCUCUGCCAAAAUGUCAGCAAAAAUUUUGUAAUCCACAUUAAGUAAUGAUAUAGGGCGGUAGUUCUUAAGCUGUGUCUUUUCAGACUCUGUUUUCGGUACAAGUGUAAUAUAUGCUUCUUUCCACGACUCUGGUGCUCUUUUCCCCUCCAUUAUUUCGUUACAGACCUCUUUCAAAGGUUGAAUUAACCAUUCUUUCAAAGAUCUGUAGUAUCUAGAAGUCAAACCAUCCGGUCCUGGAGAUUUACCCAAUUGCAUAUUUUGAAUGGCACCUUCUAUUUCCUGUUCAGUUAUUUUAUAGUUCAAAAUUAAUUUAUUUUCUUGAGAUAUUUAUUGUAAUCCAUUUGUUUUCAAAAAUUGAUCUAAGUCUGUUUCUUUCAAUGGCCCUUGAGUAUAUAAUCGUUUAAAAUACCUCUGGAAACAAUUUCUAAUCUCUGCAGGGUUCUGUAUGUUUCUUCCUUCCACUUCUAAGUUCAUGAUUGUAUUUAGUUUUUGUCUCUUUUUCAUUUGCCAUGCCAACAAUUUACCACAUUUAUUGGCCGACUCAAAUGUCUUUUGUCUCAUUUGUUUAAUUUUCCAUUCUAUUUCCUGAUUCAUCAUUUUCAUGUAUUGUACUUGAUAUAACUUUAACUCUCUCAGAAUCUCUUGAGAUUUUGGGUUUACUCUCAAUCUUUUUUCACUUUCCUUUAUUUUGUCCAAUAUCUUAUCCUUCUUCUCAUUUUGAAUUCUUUUCUUUACAGUGUUCUGUUGUAUUAAGAACCCUCUCAUAACCGCUUUACUUGCAUCCCAGAUUACUCUUUUCUCCACGUUAGUGCUCAAAUUUAUCUCAAAAUAGUCUCUCAAGAUUUUUUGGGCCUUCUUAAGUACUUCUUCAUCCCUAAAUAAGGUGUGAAUCAUUUUUAUUUUAAGACAUAUUGCCAAAACAUGCUGUCAUACAGUUAUUUGUCCAGGCUUACUCACUGCUGUGUCAAAGUAGCACCAAAGUAGUUAAUAUAUUUUGGAGGAAAAUUAGUUGAUGUGAGAAAAUGGGACAUGAGAAACAUCACAAUAAAAUUCAAGCAGCGACAUAACUUCACCUUGUAAAUCAGCACGAUCAGUUCUUUCUAAAAGCACAUAAUAUGCGUGAGGCACAGUACAAAAACACAGCACAUGAGUUCCUGACUGCAAAUUCACAACUGAAGAAAGAAAAAUAAAUACAAAAGCAGAGGGGAAUUGGAGGGAAAAGGGAAUGUUCUUUCCUAAUAUGGAUUUGAAGGAUUACAUAACUAAAGAAACCAUCAUCCUCGUUGAGGUUUAAAACAUAUCACGCUGUGAAUACUAAUAUUAAAAUAAUGAUGAUGCAGUAAUAAUGUCAUUUCUUUUAUGAAUUGCUUCCCAUGAAACAUCCCAAAAUUAUUUAAUGUCAACAAUUGAAAAACUUCAACUUUAAAAGCAUAUUUAAACAUAUAUAAAAACAGAUGUAGACGGAUAAAAAUCUCCACUUAGAAAGCUUAAAAAGAUGAUAGAGACAGUGCUUGUUUGUUUUGUAAUAGCAGUGAGAUUCAAAGGGUAGGUUCCUACAUCAUAUGAAUGGGUCACCUGAUGAAGUGGCAUGUGCAAGAGACACUCCUUCAGAACGCAGCAAUCAUUUGGGUAUAUAAGGGGGUUAGGAUUGUUGGUGUUCUGAUUACCAAAGUUUAGGGUUAUUGAUAAAAGUACAGGAGCUUUGCAGAAAAGGUAGGAUGUUCAUUUCCUUCCAUUCGGAACACAUUGGACCACUUUGCUUCCAUCCAAAACAGACAACAUGGAAGCAGGAUGGUGCUGUCCCCCCACCUGUGUCAUGUCUUGCUCUGAUAGCUAAGAUUAAAUAGCCCUUUUGAGUCUUGAGUUGAUUUUCAGGGUCAGCUUAUUACUUCCUUAUAUUAUUACAUGUAUCUCUCAUCUUUCCUCCAAGGGGUGGUGCACAUGAUUCUCCUAUUCCUUUUCUCCCCACAACAACCCUGUGAGAUAGGUUACGCUGAGAGAAUGACUCAAGGUCACCUCAUGAGCUACAUGACUGAUUUGAGAUUUAAACCCUGGUUUCCCAGGUCCUUCUCAACACACUAAUCACUACACCACACUGUCUUAUUGAAACUGUUGCUGGAAUUCCUAAAGCAUCCAUGAUCAAAUUGUGUCAGCAAGGAAACCAAGGUAAGAUACCCAAGUCAGGCUUUCUGGAGGUACUGUUUCUAGAAAAAUGUGUUUUCUUUUGAUAGUUCAUGAGAGACAUAACUCAAGAUUGAUUGAAUCCCAAUCCUAUUUCCUAAAACUUCAGAGUACCAUAUUUUUUCAUGUUCCAGGGAGACAGCGGUGGACCUUUGAUGUGUUAUUUUCGAAAUGUUAGCAGGUAUUAUCUGAUAGGAAUCACCAGUUUUGGGCUUGGUUGUGGCCGACCAAGAUAUCCAGGAAUCUAUGUUCGUACAGUUAAUUACAAAAAUUGGAUAGAUGCGCAUUUAAUUGCUAAGACCACCAAUGUGAGCAUUCGAUGGAUUCUGAUCUAUUGGAUUGUUGCAUGGACAGUCUUUUAUAUUCUAUGAAGAGGCAAACUCUCUCUCCAUUGUACUAGAGUGAACUUGGAUUGCAAAAUUGGAAGCAAAAUUCUUCACUUUUAUCAACAAAUUUACCGUAUUCCCCCUUAUAAAUUAAAUAUAUGUAUAUAUCAGAUGUUAUUUAAAAUAU